Messenger RNA from Exophiala aquamarina CBS 119918, 1017 nucleotides. RefSeq names its product ribonuclease H2 subunit A. NCBI's taxonomy places the organism in Eukaryota, Fungi, Ascomycota, Eurotiomycetes, Chaetothyriales, Herpotrichiellaceae. The coding region runs from base 1 to 1017 and encodes 338 amino acids. The transcript has a single exon. Gene Ontology annotation, molecular function: RNA binding; RNA-DNA hybrid ribonuclease activity. Gene Ontology annotation, biological process: mismatch repair; DNA replication, removal of RNA primer. The record is from RefSeq and is a predicted model, not a curated record. Gene Ontology annotation, cellular component: ribonuclease H2 complex.
AUGGAUAAAAGCAUCACUGCCUCGGAAGUACUCGUCCCACCCUCGAUACAAGAGAACUACGACUCUCUUUACAGGGGAAGAUCGUAUGGACACUACAGCGCCGUACCAGUCAACAUCACGCGGAUCACACCGUCGCGACUCGAGCCCGGCACACCAUGUGUUUUGGGCGUGGACGAAGCAGGGCGUGGCCCCGUAAUUGGGCCCAUGAUCUACGGGGUGUACUACCUCCCCAUUGAACUGGAACAAUCUCUUCUCGCUGCGACCUAUCAUUUCGACGAUUCCAAGGUCCUGACUCCUGCUGUGCGAGCCAAUCUCAUGAAAGCCGUUUGCACGGAAGGGACGGAUCUUUUCGACUCGUGUGGCUGGGCGGUGAAAUCACUUAGUGCGUUGGACAUCGGCGCGGGGAUGCUGAAGAACGGAGGCUCGUACAAUCUCAACGCUCAGGCGAUGGAUGCGACGAUCGAGCUUAUCAGAGGCGUCAUCGAGAGAGGUGUGAACGUGACUGAGAUCUACGUUGACACGAUUGGCAGCCCCGCGGUGUAUCAGAGGAAGCUUCAACUGAUCUUUCCGACCGUCAAGGUCACGGUCGAGAAGAAAGCGGACAGUCUCUAUCCAUGUGUUAGUGCUGCCAGCGUGGUGGCGAAAGUCACGAGAGAUGUCAGCUGCGAGAAAUUGCUGGAAGCAUAUGUGCAGCAAGAAGGGUUGUCACCGGAAGAUGAAGGGCUAGAUUGGGGAUCUGGGUAUCCUUCGGAUGGCAGAUGUGUCAACUGGCUCAAGACAGCGAUUGAUCCAGUUUGGGGCUUUGGACAUGAAUGCAGGUUCAGCUGGGGUACUGUGAAAGACAUGCUCGAGCAGAAAAAUGGACCUGCAACCAAGACAGACUGGCCCGCUGAUGCUGACGAGGAAAAUAUGAGAUUGUCGCAUUACUUCAACAACGACGGUUCGCCAGCAGUGAAGACUGAAGUGGAUGAACUACGAACCUGGUUCGGGGCAUCUGUUGGCCAAGAGGCAUUCUAA